CAUUUUUUACGAUUUUGCCGAAACUACUUGCAACAUUGUAAUAAAAUUUGGCGAAUUUUAAGAGGUAGUUGUUGUGCAUUUUUUGACAUACAAUUAUGAAUUUUAUAUUUAUCAUUGGCGCGCAUACGGGUAAUGGUCUGAACUUUUUAAAGAAAAAAUAUAGUACGCCACUGACAUAUUUCAAAUUAAAGGCGGCUGCACAAUUGCCCGGGAACGGGAACGAGAACGGAAACGGGAAAAAAGUUAACCUCUAUGUAAAUUAAUGUUGUAGAUGCAGAAUAACCGAGAACGAGAAGCUGUCCGGUAACGAGAACGGGAAAGUUGCCCAUCUUUCAACUUUCUCGUUCCCGUUGUAUUCCCGGAACCAAUCAGAAAGCAGUAUUUACAAUAGUGUCAAAUGCCAAUAAAAAUUUGUUUUGUUUACACUGUUUACAGUUUGAUCAACCACGUUUUGUUUGUUGUUUACAAUUUGAGCGACCACGUUUUAGUGAAACCAAGUGAAACACAAUUUUAUUUAUUGUAUCAUAAUGAACGACGAGUUAUUAAUAGCUUUAGUGGAAAAAUGUCCUCAUCUUUAUGACCGAUGCAGCAAGGACUAUAAAGAUGAGACAUUAAAAAACAAUAGUUGGUCUUCUAUUGCACAAUAUUUAGAAUCUGAUGUUGCUGCAGUUAAAAAAAGAUGGGAAAAUAUGCGAGACCGUUUUGUGAGAGCAUAUCGGGAAUACAAUACAAAAGCUCCAUCAGGUUCAGCUGGAGGUCCAAAAAAAGAAAUCGAUUUUAUUUAUUUCAAUAUAAUGCUUUGGUUGGGACCAUAUAUCAGAAAAAGAAAAUUAACAUCGUCAAUAGCCGAAUCACCGCUGGUAAAAAGAAAAGCACCUUCUACGAAUUCAAGUUGUAGCUUUAUACCUGUUGGAGAAACCAGUGGAACACAGAUGGUGUUUGCAGAUAACACUGAACUUGAUAUUUCUGAAGAUAUAGAGGAAACAGUGAAAACAGAAACUGGAGAUCAAGAGGAAAUCAUCAUAGAAUAUGAUCCACCAGAGGAAGUUCCACCACGUUCACUGCAUUCCUCGCAGUCAACACCAAAGCAGUCAACGUCAAAACGAAAUGUAAUGGACGUGAUGAGUGUUGCAGCAGCCAAUUUUAGCAAACUUUGUGAGACACAACUGCAACAAAAAGAAUCCCAAAGCAGUAGUGGCGACAUAAAUUUUAUGAAAUCCGUGGUAGAAGACAUGAAGUCCUUAACGCCAAGAAAUAAAUUAAAAUUUAAAAAAGAGGUCAUGGAGCUUUUAUGCAAAUACAUGGAUGAGUAGUAA
Diabrotica virgifera virgifera (western corn rootworm) is the source of this 1316-nucleotide messenger RNA. RefSeq lists its product as uncharacterized. The record is from RefSeq and is a predicted model, not a curated record. Gene Ontology annotation, cellular component: transcription regulator complex; nucleus. The coding region runs from base 528 to 1313 and encodes 261 amino acids. Gene Ontology annotation, biological process: regulation of transcription by RNA polymerase II. Lineage: Eukaryota; Metazoa; Arthropoda; Insecta; Coleoptera; Chrysomelidae. Gene Ontology annotation, molecular function: DNA binding. The transcript has 5 exons.